Octopus bimaculoides (California two-spot octopus) is the source of this 1660-nucleotide messenger RNA. RefSeq names its product zonadhesin-like. Gene Ontology annotation, cellular component: extracellular matrix. The record is from RefSeq and is a predicted model, not a curated record. NCBI's taxonomy places the organism in Eukaryota, Metazoa, Mollusca, Cephalopoda, Octopoda, Octopodidae.
UGAAAGCCUUACGACUAAAGAUUGUAGUUCGAUCCUUCUCUGCAAGAAGAAAAACGGUCAUCCGGAAAUUGAAGUCUCCAAAAUGAAGUGUGCAGAACAUGCCGAGUGCGUCGUAGUCGACGGACAGCCUUUGUGCCAAUGUUUGAAGAACUACAAAGGCAACGGAUCUGAAAAAUGUAUGCUCGAACAGAGAGUCACUAAAUUCACCAAGUCCAAUCCCAGAGCUUCUAAAUCUUUUGUGAAAUCAAUUUGUCCCCGUUGUCACUUUCACGCAAUCUGUGUCCAAGGCAAAUGCAAGUGUACAGUGGGAUACGUUGGAGAUGGCGUCCACACUUGUGUAAAAGAGAAAUGUGGAGAAACUGAAUGUCACAAUAAUGCACACUGCCAAAUAAUAAAAGGGGUACAUAUGUGUACCUGUAACGAAGGUUAUACUGGUGAUGGAAUAGAACUAUGUGACGAAGGCCGCUGCACCUGCUUCGCAUCAGGAGAUCCUCACUAUCGAACUUAUGACUCCAACAGUUUGUAUUUGUUCGGGGAUUGCAAAUAUGUCAUGUCGAAAACUAUCCACAAUGUGAAAUUCCCAUUUGGUGUAGAGGUGAAGAAUGAACACCGCGGCACAUUCAAGCAUCGGGACCGAGCUUUUACCAGGUCGGUCGAUGUAAAGAUUGGUGGCCACGUUUACCGCUUGCAUCUCACCAAAUAUCUAUCUGUUGACGGCAAGAAGAUGGCAAUUCCUUACAAAACUAGUGACGGCAUGUUAAAUAUAACGAUAGAAGGACAGUACAUGAAACUGGAGUUUGGCGGUGGCCUGAUUGUAAGGUUUGACGGUGUCCAUAAAGUGGUGAUAAGUUUGGCUCAACAAUACGCUAAUAAAGUGGAGGGAAUCUGUGGAGAUUGUGAUUCAAACCCAGCCAAUGAUAUUUUGUUUCAUGGGAAGGACAUCAACGGGAUGACAAAUAAUAAUGAAAGAUAUGAAAAGUUUGCCAGCCAAUUUCUCAUAACAGAUGAUUCAGACAAACCAGCGAAAGAUAAAAUAUGCUAUAUGAAAUCCUGAAACCUGUGGUGGACAUUAAUAGCAACAACACUAGAAGCAGCAGUAAUAACAACAACAUACCACAUUAUCUAUAACAACAAUGACAACAACAAAAACAACAACUAACAAAAAAAGCAAAAGUUAGCAAUAGAGAUGCUGUCGUUUCACAUUAUAAAAAGAAGAGAAAACACAACAGCAUUAACUAUAGCAAUAGCAAUAAUCACAAUAACAGUAAUAACAACAACCCUAGAUUUUGUAGGGGUUGUUUGCUUCUUGGGUUUUUUUAUUUUUUAUAUUUUUGAUUUUUUAGCUCGAGGUCAGCCCUGAUCGAGCAAAUUGGUUGUGAAAGUCAUUCGAGUAGUGACUAUCCCGUCUUUUUUUUUUUUUUUGCAUAUCUAGGAUUAACAUUUUAUAAUACGUCCUAUAUUUUUUUAAAGCGGUAAGGUAUGAUAUGAGGGAUUAUAGUUACUAUUUCUAGCACGUCAAGCGUCCACAUAAAGACGUCAUCGUUGGUUUACUGUCCUUACUACUACUGUUAAACAAAAACACAGUAAUACUAACAGUUAAAACCAGAAGAUGGUUCCAGGAACUGUUUAAUUACAUUUAUAUCACACAAUCACUUAAAAU